CAGUCACCGCCGGAUGGGAGGAAAGGAGGAGGAUAGAUUUGUUAGAGUGGGCAGGGGAGAACGAGAGAGGGAUGCAAGAGGUGGAGGAAUGGGUGGUUAAGAAAUGAAGGUGUAGCCUUAUCAACGGAGACUAAUAAAACGAUCUUAUUUCUGUAAAAAAAAGAAAAACAGGUCUUUGCUGUUUAUUCUAAGCAGAGAAUCAUUUACUAUUUCUGACGCGUAAGGUUGCCUUUAUACGCCGUUGGACAUCACCGCGGAUCAAGGAUGAUAGGUUUGAUUAUAGCAUAAAUUAAUAACAAAGUAGACUUACAAUCCACAGUGACAAAAAAGGAAGAGGCAAACUAUGAUCCGAGGAUGAUUUCUGCUAAGAAAACUCCGGAGAAGAGUCGUUAUCCUAUUCACUAUUUGGUGUGGCACAACAAACACCGACAGCUGGAGAAAGAGCUGGCAACGAACGAGCAGACUGAUUUAGAGUUUCUGGACCCUCGUGGCCGGACUCCUCUCCACCUGGCUGUCACCUUGGGCCACCUGGACUGUGCCAGGGUCCUGCUGCAGCACGGAGCUGACGUUAGCAAGGAGAACCGCAAUGGAUGGACCGUUCUUCAGGAGGCAGUGAGUACACGGGAUCCGGAAUUGGUGCGUCUCGUGCUUCGUUACCGUGACUACCAGAGGACUGCCAAGAGACUGGCGGGCAUCCCCAUCCUGCUGGAGCGACUGCGCCAAGCCCAGGACUUCUACGUUGAGAUGAAAUGGGAGUUUACCAGCUGGGUGCCCCUGGUGUCUCGUAUCUGCCCCAGUGAUACCUACAGAGUUUGGAAGAGUGGUCAGUGUCUCCGCGUUGACACCACCCUGAUGGGCUUUGAACAGAUGACCUGGCAGAGAGGAAACCGCAGCUUCAUUUUCAGGGGACAAGACUCCAGCGCAGAGGUGAUGGAGGUCGACCAUGACAGGCAGCUGGUGUUCUGCGAGACCUUGUGCGUCUCGUCUCUCAAAGCCCUCUCAUCUGGCCGGGGGAAUGGCGCUGCCUGCAACAGCAACGCCGCCAGUUUAGGCCUUCUGGGGGCAAUGCAGCCCAGCGAUGAGCAGGUAGCCGCCAGGCUCUCUGGCCCCGUGGUGACCACUCAGCUGGACACCCGCAACAUUGCCUUCGAGAGGAACAAGACGGGUAUACUGGGCUGGAGGAGCGAGAAGACUGAGAUGGUGAAUGGAUAUGAAGCCAAGGUGUACGCAGCAUCCAAUGUGGAGCUGAUCACCAGGACCAGAACUGACCAUCUGUCAGACCAGAACAAGAACAAGACAAAAGGGGGGAAGACUCCACUGCAGAACUUUCUUGGGAUUGCUGAGCAACACAUGGGGCCUAACAACGGGGCCCUGGUGACCCAGAUGUCAUGUCCUGCGAUAACCAAUCCAGCAGCGCUGACGGCCGAGGAAUACUUUAACCCGGUCUUGUCCCCGACCCAGAGGGACAUUGGCCACCCGUGCCAGCUCACCACUAAGACCCAGAGGUUUAAAGCCAAGUUGUGGUUGUGCGAGUCCCAUCCUCUGUCCCUGGCAGAACAAGUGGUGCCUAUCAUCGAUCUCAUGGCAAUCUCGAACGCCCUGUUCGCUAAGCUGCGUGACUUCAUAACUCUGCGUUUGCCGCCUGGCUUCCCUGUCAAGAUCGAGAUCCCUCUCUACCACAUCCUGAAUGCCAGGAUCACCUUCAGCAACCUGAACGGCUGCGAGGAGGGGACGGGCGUCCGUGCCGACAACGAAGUGGGGGUGGAGGGGGAUGGACAGAGGGACACCCCCAGGACAGACACCCCUUCUCCAGGCAGUGACUCUUCCAGCGUCUCCAGCUCCAGUUCCACAAUGUCAUGCCGAGCCGGAGAGAUUCCCCCAUGUGUGUUUGAGCCUCCGCCUGGAUACUCCAUGCUGGGGAGCAAACAGAGAGACAGCAUAAGGGAUGACGAGGAGGACCUGCUGCAGUUUGCCAUACAGCAGAGUCUGCUGGAGGCCGGCUCCGAAUAUGAUCAGGUGACCAUCUGGGAGGCGCUGACCAAUAGCAAGCCAGGAACACACCCCCUGCCCUGUGACCCAAGUCGUGUGGAGAGGACCCCCCAGCACAAGCCCUGUGCCCCUUCCAGCCUCUGCUCCACCCCCUCCAAGAAGCAGCCAACCACCUGCAGCUACGACGAGCAGCUGCGCAUCGCCAUGGAGAUCUCAGCUCGUGAGCAGGAAGAGGCGGAACUCCGGCAGCGGCAGGAGGAGGCGGAGCUACAGCGCAUCAUCCGGCUGUCACUCAUGGAGAAAUGAGAGCUGAGUGGAGCAACAGGGGUCUGAGGGGAGGGGUCUGGACUAAGGACACAUGGGAGAAAAGGGCAGUGAAGGCUACUUUAAAACUUAAAGCACACUGUAAGUGGCUGGAAAAAAAGCCAAAAUCAAAGUCUUAGUGAUCUCAUACGAUGAAAUGGCCUCCGCGUUUCUCUCCCAUCUCCUUUGCCAGACCUUUCCCGUGAAGCCAUACGGGGAUGUGGCUGUCCAGCCUCUGACAGCCAGAGAGGGACCUACUGUAAGUUUCCUCUUUCUGGUGCCACACACUUUCUUGACCAGUGCCAGUUUACAACCAACAACACAUCCAAUACAACAAAUUUAGUGGAAUGCCUCCUUGGAUGAGUGAUUUUUUGUCUAUUUGCAGGUAUGUGUACAUCUAUGUGUGUGUGUUUGUGUGUGUAUGUGUGUGUGUGUGCGUGUGUGCGUGCGUGCGUGCGUGUUUCAAAACCAGCUCUCCACACAGGGUUAACAGAUCACCUUCUGUCCUGAAAAUGUAUUGUGUUAGGCCACUCCAGCACUAACACACACACUCACUGGGUCCUUUUGUCACUGAGUUGUGUGGAUUUUAGUCUUAACUGUGAUAUAAAAAAA
Etheostoma spectabile (orangethroat darter) is the source of this 2904-nucleotide messenger RNA. It is a transcript of the gene ankrd13b, whose product is annotated as ankyrin repeat domain 13B. The record is from RefSeq and is a predicted model, not a curated record. The transcript has 15 exons. Lineage: Eukaryota; Metazoa; Chordata; Actinopteri; Perciformes; Percidae. Gene Ontology annotation, molecular function: protein binding. Bases 355 to 2295 code for a protein of 646 amino acids. Gene Ontology annotation, cellular component: cytoplasm.